Aegilops tauschii subsp. strangulata is the source of this 2497-nucleotide messenger RNA. RefSeq names its product sodium/hydrogen exchanger 1. Gene Ontology annotation, molecular function: potassium:proton antiporter activity; sodium:proton antiporter activity. NCBI's taxonomy places the organism in Eukaryota, Viridiplantae, Streptophyta, Magnoliopsida, Poales, Poaceae. Gene Ontology annotation, cellular component: plasma membrane. The record is from RefSeq and is a predicted model, not a curated record. Gene Ontology annotation, biological process: potassium ion transmembrane transport; proton transmembrane transport; sodium ion import across plasma membrane.
CAGGCCAGCCAAAUUACGACGGAACCUUUUCCGAUACCGCCCGCGCGAAACCAAAAGCCAGCCCGAGAAAGAAUCCCGACCUCCCCGUCGCGGAAUCCGCCGGCUCGCCCCAGCCCGCGGCUGCGCAUCUUCUUCUUCUUCUUCUUCUCCCGAGUUUCCCGUGCGCUAUUCUCUUCUUUCUUCCCUGCCCACCCCCCGGACCUGGGGAAGAAGAAGCAGCGGCGGAGACGGGGCAGGAGGAGCCGGCGGGGGAAGAUAAGGAGAAGCUUCGUUGUUCGUCUCCCCGUCGAUUCGUUUCCGGAUUAGCCAAGGGCGGCUCGAGCUGGGUUGAUUUGAUCCAAAGCUCGCGUAUUUCCCCGGAAUCUUUCUCUCUCUGACGGAGGAGCAGGCGGCGGCGGGAUGGUGUACCAAGUGGUGGCGGCGCAGCUGGCGCGGCUGAGCGGCGCGCUGGGCACCUCAGACCACGCCUCCGUGGUCUCCAUCACCCUCUUCGUCGCGCUGCUCUGCGCCUGCAUCGUCCUCGGCCACCUGCUCGAGGAGAACCGCUGGCUCAACGAGUCCAUCACCGCCCUCAUCAUCGGGCUGUGCACCGGCGUGGUGAUCCUGAUGACCACCAAGGGGAAGAGCUCGCACGUGCUCGUCUUCAGCGAGGACCUCUUCUUCAUCUACCUCCUGCCUCCCAUCAUCUUCAACGCCGGUUUCCAGGUGAAGAAGAAGCAGUUCUUCCGGAAUUUCAUGACAAUCACACUAUUUGGUGCCGUUGGGACGAUGAUGUCGUUUUUCACAAUAUCUCUUGCUGCCAUUGCGAUAUUCAGCAGGAUGAACAUUGGGACACUGGAUGUAUCAGAUUUUCUUGCAAUUGGAGCUAUCUUUUCCGCGACAGAUUCUGUCUGCACUCUACAGGUUCUCAAUCAGGACGAGACGCCCUUUUUGUACAGUCUAGUGUUCGGGGAAGGUGUUGUGAACGAUGCCACAUCGGUCGUGCUUUUCAACGCGCUCCAGAACUUCGAUCCUAACCAGAUCGACGCGAUCGUCAUUCUUAAGUUCUUGGGGAACUUCUGCUACUUAUUCGUGUCAAGCACCUUCCUUGGAGUGUUUACUGGAUUGCUUAGUGCAUACGUCAUCAAGAAGUUAUACAUAGGAAGGCAUUCUACUGACCGUGAGGUUGCACUUGUGAUGCUCAUGGCCUACCUCUCAUAUAUGCUAGCUGAGCUGCUAGAUUUGAGUGGUAUCCUCACUGUAUUCUUCUGUGGUAUUGUGAUGUCACAUUACACCUGGCAUAACGUGACAGAGAGCUCAAGAGUUACAACAAAGCAUGCGUUUGCAACCUUGUCCUUCAUCGCCGAGACUUUUCUCUUCCUUUAUGUUGGGAUGGAUGCACUGGAUAUUGAGAAGUGGAAAUUUGCUAGUGACAGCCCGGGCAAAUCCAUUGGAAUAAGCUCAAUUUUGCUUGGAUUGGUUCUGGUUGGAAGAGCUGCUUUCGUCUUCCCGCUCUCGUUCUUAUCCAACCUGACAAAGAAGACGGAGCUCGAAAAAAUAAGCUGGAGGCAGCAAAUCGUAAUAUGGUGGGCUGGGCUGAUGAGAGGAGCUGUGUCGAUCGCUCUUGCUUACAAUAAGUUUACAAGAUCUGGCCACACACAGCUACACGGCAACGCGAUAAUGAUCACCAGCACCAUCACUGUUGUUCUGUUUAGCACUAUGCUGUUUGGCAUCUUGACAAAGCCUCUGAUCCGGUUCCUGCUGCCCGCGUCGAGCAACGGCGCCGCCUCGGACCCCGCGUCACCGAAGUCUCUGCACUCUCCUCUCCUCACAAGCCAGCUAGGCUCGGACCUGGAGGCGCCUCUCCCCAUCGUGAGGCCCUCCAGCCUCCGGAUGCUCAUCACCAAGCCGACCCACACCAUCCACUACUACUGGCGCAAGUUUGACGACGCGCUGAUGCGCCCGAUGUUCGGUGGGCGCGGGUUUGUGCCCUACUCCCCAGGAUCACCCACCGAUCCGAACGUACUCGUGGAAUGAACGUCGCGAAGAAGCAACGGAGAAUCCACUACAGCUUCAGGAGACACUCUGAACUGUAACAUGAAGAGAAGCAAGUGUCGCAGCUUCAGAAGAAGAUGAAGUCUCAGGUAAUACUAUAGCGUUUGGCUGACUCGGAAGGCCGAAGAAGGCGGCCCUCCGAUGAUGGUUCAGAUGAACGGUUGGUUACGGCACCGACAGGAAGAUGAACCCUAGUAACGGUGAUGCGAGUAUCAUCAGCGCCUUAUCGGUUACGACAAAGCCUGUACAGUUUUGUAUGUAGAUUAACAAGCCAAUUGUAUCCUAUGAGAUCUCCGCUAGCAGGCAGGCGUCUGACCUCCUGCAUCUACCCUUACUUACAAUCUCCUAAUGGAUUGGUGUGUAUCCUGCCAAGUUGUGCCAGAUGAGUGAUGAUCUUGUGGCCUGGUUGCUACAAAGAACUCAUCUCAGACAAGUUAUCUAUCUAUAUCUAUCUUGAAUUGAA